AUGGACGCCGAUACUGCCAACUCCGCCGCGAUGGACACGAUCCUACAAGCUACCAAAGCGGCGGGCAAGGGGAAUGUCAUCGCGGGCAAUGCGCUGGCUAAUCUCAGUACGGCGGCGGGGAUGGAUCUGGAGGGGCUGGAGAGUGGGGAGAGGGCGGGGCUGUUGAUGGAGGUGUUGCAGCAGAACCAGACACAGACCCAGUCUCAACCCCCCUCCGACCCCGAUGCCCCAUACCCCAAGCUUGACCUCACCUUGCAAGGUUUCAGAGAAGACAAUGGCCGGAUCUUUAUCCCCCCAACGGUGCGAUAUGUCGAAAAGACGAUGCGGGCGGAUAAGGAGAGUGUACUAGCGCGAGACGCGUUGCCUAUCCAGGGGGAUGAGCAGUUUUUCAAGGAAGGGACGAGGUUAAUUUAUGGUGCGGAAAGUACGGUGUGGAAGAGGGGUUUGGUCUCCGCUGUACAAGCACACACGAUCACGGGCGCCCUCCGGAUCGCCGCGUCCUUUCUCUCUCGAUUUCCUCCGGGCCCAAUACCGGGCGCUCCAAAAGCGGUCUACUGCCCCACUCCUACGACGCCAGAGGACGAGCUGGCGAUGAAAGAGUCGGGGCUGGACGUGAGGCGGUUUAGGUUUCUGGACCAAGAGAGCGGGGCGGUAGACUGGGCGGGGAUCCGAGAGGAUUUACAGGAAGCAACGCCGAGAUCAGUCGUUUUGCUGUAUGUGAGCGGGACGGUACCUACCGGAGUGGAGAUCAAUGCGUCGCAAUGGCGGAUCCUGACCACGUUACUGGCGGAACGUCAACUCGUUCCUCUUUGCGUACUCCCUUUUCAGGGUUUGUCGAGCGGGGACGUAGACCGGGACGCCCAGCCUGUCAAGUUUAUGGUACAUGAGGGUCUCCCCGUUGUUGUCGUCCAGUCUUUCGAUGCGGGAAUGGGCAUCUACGCCGACUCGCCCUCCAUCAUAUCCGUAGCGACUCAAUCUACCGAGACGAAGGACCGGGUCGAUUCCCAGCUCCGAGCGGCGGCGCGUGCGUACCACUCGCAUCCUGCCCCGUGGGGUGCUCAUAUCGUGUGGUCGAUCCUGUCAGACUCGAAGCUGUAUCCCGCAUGGAUGAACGAGAUCAAGGCGAUGUCGGGGCGAUUGCGCUCUGUGCGGGAGAAGCUGUAUGACGUGCUCACGAACAAGCUCAAGACGCCUGGGAGCUGGUUACAUAUCAAGCGGUCGAGCGGGAUGUUAUGCACGGCCCUUCUCCCUCCUUCCCAAGUCUCCUCCCUCGCCCAAUCCCGCAACAUCCAUCUCAACAUGGACGGCUCCUUCUCCCUCGGCGCGCUCAACGCGCCGCGCAUCGAAGUGCUCGCCAAAGGAAUAGAUUACGUCGUCCGCCAGUCUAUCCGGGAACAAGAGGAAGCGCAGGCGCAAGCGAUCGCGAUGGAGUUGGCACUCGCCGCGGCGCGCGAACAGGCAGCCAAGGAAGAAGCCGAGGCGGCCGAGCGGGCCGCGCGGGAUGCAGAGGAGAAGGCGAGGGAGGAGGAUACGUUGCUGAUGGAGGCGAGUAUUGCGGAUGCGAUGGAGAUGCAACGGAGGGAGGAGGAGGAGGAGAAGCGGAGGGAAGAGGAGAGAAGGGAGAUGGAUGAGGCGAUUCGAAAGGCGGCGGAACGGGCCGAUAUGCAGAGAAGGGCAGAGGAGAUUUUGGCUAGUAUUGGGGCGAUGAACUGA
This is a messenger RNA of Dioszegia hungarica, 1713 nucleotides long. Its product is annotated as aspartate aminotransferase-P2, mitochondrial precursor. The transcript is spliced from 8 exons. Gene Ontology annotation, biological process: biosynthetic process; L-aspartate catabolic process. The record is from RefSeq and is a predicted model, not a curated record. Gene Ontology annotation, molecular function: L-aspartate:2-oxoglutarate transaminase activity; pyridoxal phosphate binding. Bases 1 to 1713 code for a protein of 570 amino acids. Gene Ontology annotation, cellular component: mitochondrion. NCBI's taxonomy places the organism in Eukaryota, Fungi, Basidiomycota, Tremellomycetes, Tremellales, Bulleribasidiaceae.